CCAACCGAACCAAGCUGUCCUUCCCGACGGACCAAACCAACCGCCGCUGACUCCCACGCCGAUCCGAUCGUCUCCGUCGCUCCAAAAGCAAGUACUCGCUGCCAACCGGGCCACACCCCGGCAUUGCUCAGAUCCACCGCCGGCCGAAACACUCGGCGCGGCACGCCCAGGACCCAUGGCGGGGCUCGUCGCCUACUCGGCCGCCGGCCUCGGCCUCCUGGCGCUGGCCGCGCUCGAGUCCCUCCCGCUCCGCCUCCCCCCGCUCCCGCUCGUCCCGCGCCGCCUCUCCACGCCGCUGCACGCCCGGCACCUCCUCGCGGCGCUGCUUUCCGCGCUCUGCCUCCUCUCGGCGCUGUUCUCCGCGCACCACCUCUCCCUCCCCACGCUCGGCGCCUCCGCGCUCUUCCUCCUCUACUCCCUCGCGCCGUUCGCGCCGCUCGCCGCCCCGCUGCCGCUGCCGCUGCUCGACCUCCUCCUCGCCGCGGCCUUCGCGCAGGAGCUCCUUCUCUUCGCGCACAGGCGGCAGUCCACCGCCGCCGGCAUCGAGAACCGCUACUUCGACCUGUUCCUUGUCCCCAUCACCGUCUGCCUCGGCGCCACCUUGCUCGCCGCGCACCGCCCGGACGCCGCGCCGCCUCGCCUCGCCCGCGCCGCGGGGUUGGCGCUGCAGGGCACCUGGAUGAUGCAGAUGGGGUUCUCCUUCUUCACCAACGCCAUCGCCAACGGCUGCACGCUCCACGCGGAGAGCCGGGUGGACUACACCAUCAAGUGCCGCACCCACGAGGACUACCACCGCGCGCGCUCCGUUGCCACGCUGCAGUUCAACGGCCACCUCGCGCUGCUCGUGCUCGCUGGGGCGGCGGCCUACGCGGCCGUCCUCUCCUCUGCGAACAGUCCACCGAGCGGGUACAGGAUGCUGGGAAAGGAGGUGCAGAUGGAGGGUAUGGCAGUGCCGUCGUCGCAGUUCACUCUCGAUUCAGAUGAUGAGAAGGAAGAUGAAGGGAUCUCAACCCCAGCAGCGACCCCGGUGGCUAAUGGGGUGCACUCCCAUCACCAGAUCACGUUGCACGCCCCUGAAUCCAACUGAUGGAGGUGGUAUUGGGGUGGUUUUGUUGUAGAAUAGUCCACUGGAGGUGGAAUGGUGGAUACCUGCAGAAAGAAUGAUGAGGCAUCGUGUUUGUGUGUUCUGAUACUUCAUUUCAGUAUGGUACUCUCUUUCCCAUACUUGAGAUCCUUAUGCGUGAGUAGGGAUCUUGCACAAUUUGAUAUGCACACAUUAAACUUAGCUUUUGUACACUAUUGUAAUGUGGUCGGUCAGAUAGUUCUUUUGGAAAUAAUAAAGAUAGCUAAUGCUUAAUUUGACAGCAAAGCAUUUACUCUA
Messenger RNA from Brachypodium distachyon (stiff brome), 1381 nucleotides. RefSeq lists its product as uncharacterized. Lineage: Eukaryota; Viridiplantae; Streptophyta; Magnoliopsida; Poales; Poaceae. The record is from RefSeq and is a predicted model, not a curated record. The coding region runs from base 176 to 1087 and encodes 303 amino acids. The transcript has a single exon.